AUGAGUGAAAAGGGCUGUCAGCUGCUGGUGACCCCAUCAAGUGUGUCUCCAUCUCUGAGUCUUAUCAGGGGACAUCGGUCCAAGUCCGUCAGGAUACCCGGGUCUUCGCCCCAACACACUCAGCAGAGCCCAUUUGUUACAGAGAGAGCAAAAGGGGGGGGCGUCCAGCAGGUGCGAGCGGGAAAACAAAGCAAUAUGCAAACCAUCCUGCCAACUUUGAGCCUCCACAGAACGGCGCUAACUAACGGAAAACACGGAGCCAAGCCACGCCAGGCGGCGCCUGCUCCUCUCCCACGGUCAAGAAGCACCCUCAGCCACACAGAAGGCUCCACUGCAUCACGAGCAGAGAUCCAAGUUUUCGGUCGGCCUGCUGAUGCAACAGUGGCUAAUAACAGUCCCACAACAAAUGUCAGCCACCAAGCACCGACUGCAGUGACACAUUCCAUACCAAAUCCUUUUGGUGCACAGGCCCCUCCUACUGACGCCAGAUCUUUGCUGUCCAGAGAGUCUCUGGCAUCCACAACACUCAGUCUUUUUGACACCCAGUCAGUGUUCAGCGGCAAACAUGACUGGCCGUUUGGCUACCGCAUCCUUCCCCCAGUGGGACAUCCAGCAUGUUCUACACAGGCCAGCGAGGGAGGCGAGCAGCUCAGCUAUCCUCCUGCUACAGCCAUGUCUGGGACCACCACAUCUGGAGGAACGUCCGCCUCCCUGCCAUCGUACCUGUUUGCAGGCGACGCUGGAAGUCCACAGCAAAGUCAUGCUAAGAAAAGAGCUCUCUCUGUGUCACCUUUGUCUGAUGUGAUGGGAGUUGACUUUAACUCCAUCAUACGCACUUCACCUACCUCACUUGUGGCGUAUAUCAAUGGCUGCCACAACUCUCCUACCUCGCUGGCCACACGCUCACCUGUCCAGCCUGAAGGAUAUGGUCACUUUCUGGGAGUAAAAGGCAGCUACUUCACACAGACCCACCCUCAUGCUUCAUCACAUGGUCUCUCCCUGGUUGGAUGUGAGCAGAUGCAAACGCUUGAAGAACAAGGAGGACUGGAAAGUCAGAUGGCAAACAUGGUGGUGGAGCAGCAGCAUCUUCCUGAAGAAAAUAAUCGAGGGAACAUGUUUGGAGCCUGGAGCCAAGCUAAAGCAUUUCCAUCUGUGUCCUUGCACCCUGCGGCUCUGACAACGAUUGAUGAAACUUCUGCCCUGCUGGGAAAUCCACCACCCUACCACUCCCACCGGCACAUCCACAUAUCCAGGUGUCACGGCAAAACAGGGUGCCAAGAUCUAAGCCAGCUUCAUUCGGCUCAUACGAGGCAUGGGGUCAGCUUUCUACCACAGGUGCCCAUGUUGGAGGAAGAAGAAGGAGAGUUGGAGGACGGCGAGGGCCAUUUGUGUCGAUGGUUAGACUGCAGUGCUCUAUACGACCAUAAGGAGGAGCUGGUCAGGCACAUAGAGAAACUGCACCUUAUCCAGAGGAAAGUGGAGGACUUCACAUGUUACUGGACAGACUGCCCCCGAAAGCGUCGGCCCUUCAAUGCGCGUUACAAGCUCCUUAUCCACAUGAGGGUCCACUCAGGAGAGAAACCCAAUAAAUGCACGUUUGAGGGCUGCAAGAAGGCUUUCUCUCGGCUGGAAAACCUUAAGAUUCACCAGCGCAGCCACACGGGCGAGAAACCAUACACGUGCCAGCACCCCGGAUGCAACAAAGCCUUCAGCAACUCCAGCGAUAGAGCCAAACACCAGAGGACACAUCUAGACACGAAGCCAUACGCAUGCCAGAUACCAGGAUGUGAAAAGCGGUACACUGACCCCAGCUCCUUGCGGAAGCAUGUGAAGUCCCACUCCACCAAAGAGAGACAGACACGAAAGAAGAUGAAAUCCACAGAGAUCGCGGCCCAGGAGACUCUGACCGAGUGUUUAACCAUCCAGCCCCUGCAGCCUGUUUUUCCUCCAUCAUUGACCAUUGAAAACACAAAAACACCUGCCAGAGCCUCUCACAAGCUGUACACCGUUUCUCCUCAGGGAGAAGCCACCAGUCAUCCUCAACUGCCCUCCUCCUUUCCACCCAACUACAGGUUUGUUGAACCCUCCCCUCAGCAGCUCUUCACCAGGGACCACCGCAUGCCCAACUUGUCCACUGGUCCACCACAUGCUCCCGUUGGGACAGCAGCACAGAAGAUGAACCCUAUCCAUGAAGCUGAUUUGACAAAGCAGAACACAGGUGCUACAUGA
Messenger RNA from Synchiropus splendidus (mandarinfish), 2229 nucleotides. It is a transcript of the gene glis3, whose product is annotated as GLIS family zinc finger 3. The record is from RefSeq and is a predicted model, not a curated record. Gene Ontology annotation, molecular function: DNA-binding transcription factor activity, RNA polymerase II-specific; RNA polymerase II cis-regulatory region sequence-specific DNA binding. Gene Ontology annotation, cellular component: nucleus. Gene Ontology annotation, biological process: regulation of transcription by RNA polymerase II. The coding region runs from base 1 to 2229 and encodes 742 amino acids. The transcript is spliced from 8 exons. NCBI's taxonomy places the organism in Eukaryota, Metazoa, Chordata, Actinopteri, Syngnathiformes, Callionymidae.